AAUUUUAGCCGGUAACGAAGAACAAGUUAUAGAGUAACGAGUAUACGAAAAAAAAAUAGAAAUAUCAUAUCCCUGACCCAGCAUCAUAUUGACAUUUUUUUCUGCAACACAGAAGAAAUCCUGUUUCCAGUAUUAAUCACAUCAUCAUCAACCAACGAAUACGUGUAAAAUGCAGUGUGUUUAAGGCAUUUACAAAGCAUGGCUAAUUGGAUCUCCUCCAAGCUCAAGGUUGCUGAAACUCUCCUUCAACAGAUUGAUCAACAAGCUGCUGAAUCACUUGGUAAGGGUGAGAGAAAACAAUCUGAUGGUUUGGAUGUCAUCACCUCACCUAAAUCUAGUGGGACUCUUCCUUUGCGAGAUCAAUUGAAGAAGAAAAGUUUAUCUUAUGGUAAUGAUAGUGAAAACCCUUCUUUGGGGAAAUCGAUUAUUGAUAAUAAAUCAGUUAGUGAUGAUGUUGUUAGGGUUAACAAUAGGAAAAUUAAAUUGGGUAAGGAUGUUGAUUUGAGUAGCAAGUCUUCUGUUAAAGAUAGUGAUUGGACUGAGCUUCUUAAUACCCCCAAACAAUCAAUUUCUAGUAAAGUGAACCGUUCGGCUGUUUAUGGUGUACAGAAAGAUGGGAGAAAAGUGGGGAUGAGUUUGAAGGGGAAUGGUAAAGGUUUGGGGAAAACUGUGAGGAAAGUAGGUUAUGGGAGAGCUGAUAAAGGAAAUGACAUUGUUGGUGACGGUAAAAAGGUGGGAUCUGAGAGGAAGGUUGAUUUAGAAUCAAGCUUGGGUUUGGGAAAAAUGGAAGGCAGUGCUUUUGUGGAGCCGGGACGAGAUAUGAUAGGGAAUGGGGAUGGGUUAUUGGACUCUGGCAAGUCCAUAACUAAGGAUGAUUCGCCUUCUGGUGAGAAUAGUGAGGGCGCGUCUGCUUUGGUGUCUCGUGAUUGGGAAAGAGAUGAUCGUCAUGAUGAAAGAGUUGGUGGUGAGACUUUGGGAGUGAAUGAUCGCAGUGGAGUUGUUGCAAAUAAUGUUCUUGAGGGUUCUAAGAGUGGCUCUCAAUCUUGUAGUGAUCAUGAGACAGAUUCAGAUUCAGGUUCGAGUUCUGACUCUGGUGCUGAACAAGAGCGGGAGGAAAGGAGGCAGAGACGGCGUCAAAUUUUAGCUGCUAAAGCUGCUGCAAAGGCUUUAGACGCUAUAAAGGAACAAGAGAAUGUCGUGGCUCGAUUGGAGGGAGAAAAACAAAGCCUGGAGAAGAUACUUGAAGAGCAGGCAAAUCAAGCUGCACAGGAGGCCUCGAAACUUCAGUCUAUGAUGAUGGAAAUGAUGGAAGCUGCGGAGCUGGAGAAGCAGAAGCAUAAUCAUACCCGAAUGAAAGUCCUUGCGCGACUAGCUAAAUUGGAGACUGCAAAUGCUGAUCUUGCUAAGUCUCUUGCUACAGCGCAAUGGAAUCUUGAAGUACAGGUAAAUCACCUUGCAAAACUUCGGGACCAAGUUGAGUCAAAGGAAGUUGUCCUUGAAGAGAUGAAGAGGAAGAUUUAUGGUGUUCAUCAAACAAGGGCCACUUCAACCAGUCCAAUGACAUCAAAGGGCUUUGAGAUGCAAACAGAAAUGCUGGAGGCUGAAUGUGCAUUCACAACAGAUAAAAUUGACAUACUGAAAGAGAAGGAGAGGAAGCUGGAGGCCAACAUUGACAUGACGCUGAAGGAGAUGGAGAAUUCAACUGAAGUUGAAGUAGAACUUGAGCGAAGGCUUUGUCAGAUGACAGAUCAUCUAAUUCAGAAACAAUCCCAGGUUGAAACACUUUCUUCAGACAAGGCCACUCUUCUCUUUAGAAUGGAGGCCGUAUCAAGGUUACUCAACGAAAACAAAUCUCUAACGAACGAAAGCGACAUUCAUGGAAGCCCCAGUGAAGACAUAGAAGCCGCUACACGGAAGUCCACCAGUCCUAAUCUGUGGCCAAUGUUAGAAGGUAAAAUACAGUCGGGUAGGCAGCACAUAGGCUCAAUGCUGAGGCAGCUUGAUUCGAUAUUUUCAGCAGGCACCUUAUUUUUGGCUCGCAAUCCAACUGCAAAGAUCUGUUCAUUGGUUUAUCUUGUGUCUUUACAUUUAUGGGUUUUGUAUAUUCUUUUCUCUCAUUCAAAAUCUACUGAAGAUUCUACCUCCAGUUCUGUAUUAUCCUUGGCUAAUAUUAAUGGUAGUACUUCUGUCUGAUACACAGUUUUGCCUGAAUAUUGUAAUUUCUUGAUUGUUGGAUGGAUUGGGCUCUACUUAUAUGUUGUGAUCUCUUUACCAAUAAAUAUGAUAGGAACAAUGAAUAAAAUAAGUUUUUUUUUUCAUAUAAAAAAUUCCCAGAUAAGCUUCGGAAAAUUUUAAUUUCCAUAAUAAUUCAAAAGUAAGAUUAUUCACGGCGGGUGAAUAAAAUGUUGAAUUAUUAAUAUCAAUAUUUUCUAAUAAUAAUUUAGCAAAUUAGUUUUAAUUUACUUUUUUAUUAAAAAAAAAAGUAGCACAACAAUAACGAACAACAUCUAAAAGAAACAAAACAAU
Molecule: messenger RNA, 2526 nt
Organism: Amaranthus tricolor (Joseph's coat)
Lineage: Eukaryota; Viridiplantae; Streptophyta; Magnoliopsida; Caryophyllales; Amaranthaceae
Product: golgin candidate 2
Exons: 10
Coding region: 199-2193 (664 amino acids)
Biological process (GO): Golgi organization; retrograde transport, vesicle recycling within Golgi
Cellular component (GO): Golgi membrane; Golgi cisterna
Source: RefSeq, a predicted model, not a curated record